Molecule: messenger RNA, 936 nt
Organism: Biomphalaria glabrata
Lineage: Eukaryota; Metazoa; Mollusca; Gastropoda; Planorbidae
Product: cerebellin-1-like
Exons: 5
Coding region: 154-633 (159 amino acids)
Molecular function (GO): protein binding
Source: RefSeq, a predicted model, not a curated record
UUCACCUUAGAAUAUAAACUGGAAAUCCCCCAUGAGUACCAGCAUAAAGUGUCAGAAGUCCUGGGCCUACAGUACGUUAGCAAGACAAUUACGUACAGAGCUUAAAGAUCUUUUACGUGUGGAGACAAGGGCAUCCAAAGACUCUGAACUACAAUGUGGACAGUUGGUUUAUUCUGUCUUCUGUUCUGCAGCCUCAGUGCGACCACAGCUCAAGAAGAGUGUGUGGAUGAAAGUGCCGUGAUAUCAUCUGUCGGCAUCACCAACAUCCGUGUGGUCCAGCAGGGACAAAUCUUAAAGUACCAGAAAAUCAACGCCAACCUAGGGAACGGUUAUGACAGCAACACUGGUAUUUUUACUGCCCCUAGAGCUGGUGUCUACACGGUCUAUUUGAAUGGGCGGAGUCAGAAGGACAAAGAGCUCUACAUGGCCCUGUAUCUCAACAACAACAAGCAACGGAUCAUGACCAUCUUCACCUCGGUCAACAACAAGCACGGGAGAACGAAUAACUCUGCCACGCUGAAGUUAAACAAGGGAGAUAGACUCUAUGUCAAAGCUGAAAGGGACUCCUACUUGUGGGCUGAAGAAGACAACACCUUUAACUCCAUGACCAUACAGAGAGUGGCAUUUUCCUAACAAGUCCCGCGUGCCUGCAAUACAUGUGAAAUAGACAAAUGGCGUCUGGACAGUAGUAUACAAAGAGUUGUCUAACCUUUUCUUCCCGUAACUCUGGAGAGAAUGCUAAAAUAGCUAUGGUGCAUAACAUUAUCUUAUUGCUAUGAAAUUUCUUAACAAUAUGCUUUAACUCUUUCACUAAUGUUUUUCAACCAUGUUUUUGCUUCUUACAUUAAGUACUUUUAAUGUCUACGUGAUGCGUUAUUCCAAUUGUAAUGUAAUCUAGCUUUUAGCCUGAAUGUGAAAUAAAAUAAAAUGCUUCUA